Messenger RNA from Aspergillus mulundensis, 1431 nucleotides. Its product is annotated as putative eukaryotic translation initiation factor 3 subunit EifCl. Gene Ontology annotation, cellular component: cytoplasm; eukaryotic translation initiation factor 3 complex. The transcript has 2 exons. The record is from RefSeq and is a predicted model, not a curated record. Gene Ontology annotation, molecular function: translation initiation factor activity. Gene Ontology annotation, biological process: translational initiation. The coding region runs from base 1 to 1431 and encodes 476 amino acids. Lineage: Eukaryota; Fungi; Ascomycota; Eurotiomycetes; Eurotiales; Aspergillaceae.
AUGUCCUACGACGAGCGCGCCAAUGCGCACCCCAACCUGAACGACGAGUCCGAUGUCGAGGAGGAGGCGCUUGUCAACGACUACCGCGAGCAGGUCAACUUCGAUGAUGGCAUGAGUGAGCUGGAUCGGACCACAUCGCUUGGGGGUGCUUCGCAGACGCAGGACCUUCAAGCACAGCUGGCUGCUGCCGCGACUCCUCUUGAGUACCAGGCCACGCUCGAGACCAAGUUUGCGAGCUAUGACAACUACUGCAGUCUUUUCCACUACAUCCUGAACUCGGAUGGGCCCGUCGAGCUCGAGGUUCCUUCUUAUUACUGGGCAUGGGAUGUUAUCGAUGAGUUCAUUUACCAGUUCGAAUCGUUCUGCCGCUAUCGUAACCGUGUCGCCCGCAGCGGCUCCAACGAGGAGGAAGCCCAGCUCCUCCGCGAGAACCCGAACACCUGGGGAUGCUACUCGGUUCUCAACGUGCUUUACUCCCUCAUCCAGAAGUCCCAGAUCAACGAACAACUGGCUGCUAUGAAGCGUGGCGAGGACCCCGCUGCGUUCGCCGGAGAGUAUGGCUCCCGCCCGCUGUACAAGAUGCUUGGAUACUUCUCCAUCAUUGGCCUUCUCCGCGUCCACUGCUUGCUUGGUGACUUCACCCUCGCCCUCAAGACCCUCGACGACAUCGAGAUGAACAAGAAGGCAAUGUUCGCCCGUGUCAUGGCCGCCCACUUCACCACCUACUAUUACGUUGGUUUCUCCUACAUGAUGACCCGCCGCUACGGCGACGCCAUUCGCAUGUUCAGCCACAUCCUCGUCUACGUCUCCCGGACCAAGAACUUCCAGAAGGGCGGCAACAGCUACGACGCCAUUGCCAAGAAGAACGACCAGAUGUACGCUCUGAUUGCCAUUUGCGUUGCCCUCCACCCCACCCGCCUCGACGACACCAUCCACUCCGCCCUCCGUGAGAAGUACGGCGAGCAGCUCCACCGCCUCCAGCAGGGCGGCCCCGACGCCCUCCCUCUGUUCGAGGAGCUCUUCCGCUCCGCCUGCCCCAAGUUCAUCAGCCCCACUCCCCCCGACUUCGACAACCCCGCUGUCAACGUCGACCCCGUCGACCACCACACCGCCAUCUUCAUGGACGAGGUCAAGAACACGCUCUACAACCCUACCAUCCGGUCAUACCUGAAGCUCUACACAACAAUGGAUCUGCAGAAGCUCGCUGGCUUCCUUGAGGUCGAGCCCGAGAAGCUCCGCUCUUGGCUCCUCAUCAACAAGCAGCGCAGCCGCCAGAUCCGCUGGGUCGAGGGAGGCUUGUUGGAGGGCGAGACCGUCAGCGCCAACGACCUUGACUACGCCCUUGAGAAGGAUCUCAUCCACGUCAGCGAGACCAAGGCCGGUCGUCGCCUUGUCGACUGGUACCUGAGGAACCUUGCUCGCGUCUACUAA